UUCAGUUAAUAUAUAUAUAGUUAAAGUUGACAAAUCAGAAUUUAUUUUUGCAAUAAGAAAAAAAUUCAGUAGAGGGAUUUUAGAGAUGUCAAUAGACACAAUGAUGGAAGAAUAUGAUCAGUAUUCCUCUGAUUCUAAUACAGACGCAAUCAUCUACGGCGUUUCUGAGCCUUGUACAUCCGAUGAAAGCAUGAUCUCUGAUCCCAACAUUCCAUCAUCAUCAUCAUCGUCAGAGGACGAUGAUGACCAGCAGCAGCAGCAGCAACAGAUAUCUAUUGCUGCUGCGGCUAGUGGUGAUGGGACAAAUGAUUUGACUGAAUCAUCAUGUGCAUCGUCCAGCCGGUUUACAGAUGAAAAUCAAAUUGCUGAGCAAAGAGCGGUAAUGACAUUUAACGUUGAUUUUGGGGAACUUUCUGGGGUUGCUGUUGGCAAAAGCUGUAAUAUUGAAAUUGGUCACCGUUUCCACCCAGGUUUUCAUUAUGGGGGUAAUGAGCCAAUCGAACAUCCAUUGUCACCUAGGUCUUCAGUUUGGGAUUUGCAAGUGGAAGAUGACCUUUACGAUAUAAUUAAUUGGUUGGUUUGCCCCUGCUGAUAUUGGUGGAACUUAAGUCACACACAUUUGAGUCGCUAAGGAGCAGAAUCAGAAAGUGUUCUACGGUUAUGUUUUUCAAUUGCUGUACCUCGUCGUAAGGAUGCAAAUGAAACCGUAUGAACCCGCCCCACAUAAAUUUACCCGCAUAAUGUUUUAAUUAAAAGUAAUGUAAUUUUUUUAUUUCUUUUUGCUAACGUUGAAAUAAUAUAUGUAUCUUCAUUUCAAAGCCAAAUUGUAGAAUGUAUACCGUCAUUAACUGAACUAAGCUUUAAGUCC
Solanum tuberosum (potato) is the source of this 868-nucleotide messenger RNA. RefSeq lists its product as uncharacterized. The record is from RefSeq and is a predicted model, not a curated record. The transcript is spliced from 2 exons. Lineage: Eukaryota; Viridiplantae; Streptophyta; Magnoliopsida; Solanales; Solanaceae. Bases 86 to 592 code for a protein of 168 amino acids.